Molecule: messenger RNA, 666 nt
Organism: Hemisphaericaspora subhashii
Lineage: Eukaryota; Fungi; Ascomycota; Pichiomycetes; Serinales; Debaryomycetaceae
Product: RNA-binding protein
Exons: 2
Coding region: 1-666 (221 amino acids)
Biological process (GO): mRNA export from nucleus
Cellular component (GO): nucleus
Molecular function (GO): mRNA binding
Source: RefSeq, a predicted model, not a curated record
AUGUCCGCCUCCUUAGAUAAAUCAUUAGACGAUAUCAUUGCUUCUUCUAAGAAGCCUACCAACUUCAAGGGAAGAAAGAACUUCAGACCAGGUUCCAAGAUUGGUGGCAAAGCCGGUCGUGUCGGUAAGAAAGUCGGUGGUUCUCAAAACAAGAAGCAAAUUGUUUCAUUCAAAAAAAGUGGCCCUGUCGCUGCUGCCGCUGCUGCUGCUAGAGCUGUUGAUGUCAGUUAUGCUACCAAGGUUAGUGUUUCUGGUUUACCAAAGGAUUUAAGACAAGAAAAUAUUAAGGAUUUCUUCCAAUCUCAAGUCGGUGGUGUCCAAACAGUUGCUUUGAGUUAUAACGAAAAGGGCCAAUUCAAAGGUUUUGCCACUGUUAUCUUCAAAGACAAUAAACACGCUGGAUUAGCUGUUGAAAAAUAUAAUGGUGCUCCAAUCGAUAAUGGUGCUAAUAAAUUAAAAUUAGAAUUAAUUGUUGAUCCAAGUAAGAAACCAUUAGCUGCUAGAAUUGUUGCCAAUUCUGUUGGUAAAGGUCCAAAAGUUGUUGCUGCCAAGGCUGCUGUUCAAAAGAAGAAACAACAACAAAAGAAGAAGAACAAGCCAGCUAAGAAGGAAAAGAAGACUGUUGAACAGUUAGAUCAAGAAAUGGCCGAUUAUUUCGAAAAUUAA